Molecule: messenger RNA, 2820 nt
Organism: Saccoglossus kowalevskii
Lineage: Eukaryota; Metazoa; Hemichordata; Enteropneusta; Harrimaniidae
Source: RefSeq, a predicted model, not a curated record
AUGAAUGGGUGCCUAAUCCCAGACACUCCAAUUGCUGUGGAUUAUUGGAGGACAAGAAACUGUCCAGAAACAAAGUUAUUCUUUUUGACUCAUAUGCAUGCAGAUCAUACAUCUGGAUUGUCACCAUCAUGGAAGAGUACUAUAUAUUGCUCUCCUGUUUCUGCAAAGCUUUUAAGAGCUAAAUUUGAAAUCCAGCAAAGCCUAAUACAAUCCUUGGAAGUAGGUGUCGGCCAUGUCAUCCCCCUUGAUGAGUACGGUCAUGAAACAAUGACAGUGACACCAAUUGAUGCCAAUCACUGCCCAGGAUCUGUUAUCUACCUAUUUGUUGGGUACUUUGGAACUGUUUUAUACACUGGUGAUUUUCGAUACACAUCAGACAUGUUUCUCAACCCACCUCUGUGUAAGCAUCUAUGUGUGGAUGUUCUAUACCUUGAUAACACUUACAAUAACCCAAACUGUUUAUUUCCAAGUCGAGAGGAAUGUACAGCAAAAAUAAUUGAAAUAAUUCAGAGUCAUCCACAGCAUGACGUUAAGUUAGGGAUGCACACACUAGGUAAAGAAAAUCUACUUGUUGAUAUUGCUAGAGCCGUUCAAGAAUGGAUCGUUGUGAGUCCAUCUAGAUACAGCACUCUUGAACAACUUAAAAUGCCCAAUGUGUUCACAACUGAGACAGAUGCAGGGAGAAUACAUCUUGUUUCAUCCUAUCAGAUCACAAAGAAAAUCAUGAAAAAAUGGAAUGACAAAAGACCAACUAUUGGUAUCCUUCCUACUGCCCUGUACACUAGCCUGAAUGGUCAGCCAUAUUCCAGCCAAAAAGAUGUUUUCGUAGUUCCUUAUUCAGACCAUUCUUCCUACUAUGAACUUUUCAAAUUUGUCUCCCAAGUUAGACCAAAAACUAUCAUACCAAUUGUGAAACAGAAGUCAUUUGGUGUAUUCGGUAGUAGUAUAUCCGACCUUUCCGAUAUGCGUAAUUUCAAAGAAUGCAUGAAUCCAGAGCAUGUUGUUCCUUUCGAGAUACCAAUCACUGUGGUGAGCUACAUGAAAUCAACCCAUCAAGCUAGCACUGAUUCUGAGCUAAACUUCAUGGAGAUUAGUGACAAGAUAACCCAUGUAAAAAGGAUAAAACAGUCACGGUCCUUGAUCCCGAAAAGAGUCACAAAAGGAGUUGUAUAUUCUGACUCGCCUAGAAAGUCACUGAAUGAUAAACCACCAUUCAGUAAUACUACAAGUGCAACUACCGGUAGUUGUUCAUAUGCCUUGAAGCGCCAAUCAGAUGAUUGCUCUAGUGACUGUAAGGCACCAGCCGGAUUUAAAACAUUGCCAGUACAGCAGCAUGAAAUAAAACCCCAGCAGUGCAAAUUAGAAACUUCAAACAAGUUUUUCUCAGCUUUUGCAGCUUCCAGUAAUAAGGGUAGAAAACGAAAAUUGCCAGCUUCACUUUGCUAUCUCCAGAAGUUACAGCAUAACAAAAUUCAAAGACACGAAACCCAAUUUGACAAUGUGUUUAGUGAUGAUGUGAAAGUCAAGGUUAAAAAUAUAGUAGAAAAUGUGAAUUCUUUCAAAGAAAAUUAUGAUUAUGGAUCACCCAAGAGUAAAGCAGAGGGUCAUGUCGAUAUUAUGAACGGAAUGAAACAUUGUACUUGUAUGAUAAGUAGUAGCCUGACAUUUGACUCUCAUUGUCAUGCAAUACCUGACAGUAUGAAAGAUGUGAAUGGUGAACUGAAAAUGUCUGCUAAGGAUCAGGGAGAUGGAAGGCAUCUCGAGAGUACAAACCAAAUUGUACAAACUAUUGCAGAUACUAAUAACACACAAAGCCAAACUUUGGACUUCUAUGAUAAUAAGCAGUCAAACUCAACAGCUAAUCAGGAAACUGAUGCAGCAUUAUCUACUACAUUUCAAUCAGUAUGUACAAGUUGUGAGGGUGACACAGAUUACAACUCCUGUGUAGACAGCAAUGUACCAUGUGAUGCAAACUCUGCCCAAUCUACCAUAGACUUUGUUGACAAUGGUUUACAGUCUGAAUUGAAAGAUGAUAGUGACGAGCUUGUAGAUGUGAACUGUGAACCCUUUGACAACAUUGCACAAACUAAUGAUGACAGUGAACUAUCUAUCAUCAAUUCUAUUGACAAUGUAUCUUCAAAAUAUAAUGACCAGUGUUCUGUUAUAAUUUGUGCUUCUAUUGACAACAAUGUAGCAUCCAACGGUAACUGCAAUCAAUCUACCAGUGAUCCUAUAGAUGUUGAUUCAAAAGAUGACACAAAUGAAAGUGUAGAAAUGAACAGUGCUUCCGUAGCUAAUGUACAAACUUAUGGGAGCAUGGAUCGUCAUAUAAACGACAGUGUACUUUCAAAAGAUGACAGUUACCAAUCUACCAAUAUGAAUAUUGCUCCCACAGAUAACAAUGACCAUUCAAUCAUUGUUUCUAAUGUUCAUUCAGAAGAGAAUAACGAGUGUGACUAUAUGUAUUGUACUUCCUUAGAAAACAGUAUCUGUUUUGAUGAUAACAGUGAUACUGUUAAAUGUACUGACAGUAAUAUACAGUCUGAUGAUAUUGAUCAGUAUACUAAUGUGGAGUAUGUGUCUAUAGUUGACAAUGUACAGUUAGAAAGUGGCAUUGCUCGAUCCACCAGUGUUCAUAGGCACAACAGUGUUCAGUAUGGUGGUAAAAAAAAUCAAGACCAAAUUAGUAAAUCAAUUUCAGUUCAUAAAGUUGAUAGUAACCGCUGUUUUCAUACAAGUAUAUCCGUUAAACCACUGAGAAAAUGUUCAGUCAAUUCAUAUUUCUUUUCUGUGAAACCAUUAAGAUAUAAUCAUCAUUAA